This is a messenger RNA of Cetraspora pellucida, 1779 nucleotides long. The record is from the annotation of a GenBank genome assembly. NCBI's taxonomy places the organism in Eukaryota, Fungi, Glomeromycota, Glomeromycetes, Diversisporales, Gigasporaceae.
AUGUUAAGGUUUUCAUGCUAUACAACAAGCGUAACCUAUGGCCCUAUAAAUUUGUAUUUACCUACAUCUCAACUUCCUUCUAUCAUACCGUUUUCCAGUCGAACAUUUUCACAAACUUCUCAGAUAAGUAGAGCUCGCCUUUCGAUUAAAGAAACAGACCUUGCAAUUCCUGAAGAUCCAUAUAUUUUAGCAGAAUGGGUAAGAAAAUUUGGAGAAGCAAAUCGGUUAGAUGAUGCUAUAAGUGUAGUUUGGAAAGCAAAAAAAAGUGCACAGUCUGAAGUUGUGUGGAACCAUUUAAUUGUUGAAUGUGUUAAAAACAGAAAAUUUCAAAUGGCGUUUAGAAUGUUUAAUGGGAUGAAAAAACACGGAUUUGUCCCAAAUGAACAAAGUUUUACAAUUUUAUUAAAUGGCCUUGCAGAUCAUCGACCAUUCGUAGAUAACAUCUUGCAAGCACGUAAAAUGAUCGACAAUAUGCAAAAUUUAACAAAAGCCAAGCCAGUAGAAUUAAACGUAAUUCAUGUGAAUUGCCUUUUAAAACUUUGCUCUCGACUCAACAAUUUUGAAGCAAUGCAAGAAAAUUUCAAUGACAUGAUGAGAAUAGGUAAUUGGACUCCUAACAAAGAAACUUUUACCAUCAUUUUUAACGCUUGUGCAAGAAACGGUGAAAAAGGGUAUCUUAUGGCUAUCCAGUUGUGGAAUCAAUUAAAUUCUUUAGUUUCUAAACAAAAGGAACAACAGUCACAAAUCAGAGAGCACGAUGGAUAUGGUGCAGAUUUUGCACCCGGCUCUGGAUACGAGAUUGAAAUGGAUGAUGAACUUGUAAGAUCAAUGCUUUUAGUGUGCAGCAAAACUAAAAACUAUGACAAAGGAUUUGAAAUAUUGCAGAACGUUUAUGGAUUUUCGGUAUCAUCCGAAUUGUCAAGAAAAAAAACACCAUCGAUAUUAUCAAAUAGACAUUUGAUUUCGCCAAAAUCGGUUGAUAUAAUGUUAAAUCUUUGCAUAGGUGCACGUCAAUACGAAAAAGGCAUAAUGUUAUUUGAUGAAACACUAAGUCAAUUCCCAGAUAUAACACUUGAUAUUCAUAAUUUUAACAAAUUGAUAAUAUGUUAUAAUCAAUUAGGACAAUUUACAAAAUCCAUAGACACAUUCUACCCAAUUCGUGCCCGAAGUUUGGAACUAACACUAGAAACAUAUGAUUUGUUACUAACAGCAUGUCGUAUAACAGAGGAUUGGACAGCUGGGAAAGAGUUUUUCGAGUUAAUAAUAAAACAAAAAAAAGAGAUUAGUUUAGAUUCUCAUUUAUUAAAUAUGAUAUUAGAAUUAUCAAUGUUAAAUCGCAAAUCUGAAUCUGAGAGUUUAGAAAAAAUUUGUUGGACAUUAGAACAAAUUGAAUCUCUUGGGCCGCGCUGUCCUGAAAAAAUAAAAAAUCUUUCAAAAACAAACAAGGCAAAUAUCAAUAAAUUUGGGAACGCGCCCAUGCCAUUAUAUAAUAUAUAUGAUAUUAGAUAUUUAAAAAGGAUUAUUCUAGUUUACAAAACUGUUCUGGAUUCAGAAUAUGCUGAUAAAAUCAAUGAGAAUCAAAAAUUACAGUGGAAAGAAAAUUUAGAAUUUUACAAAACUGUUUUGGCUGAAAACGAAGAUCGGCAUCAAAAAAGUGAUGAAAGCAUUCCACCCGAACGACGAUAUGAUAUGAGAUCACCUUGGAGGUAUAUAGAUCGAUUUAAAGGUAAAAGUAUUGAUAGAAAAAAUUCGAGAAUAUAUGACGAUGACGUGAGAUAG